This is a messenger RNA of Oryza brachyantha (malo sina), 1740 nucleotides long. Its product is annotated as cell cycle checkpoint control protein RAD9A. The record is from RefSeq and is a predicted model, not a curated record. Bases 42 to 1382 code for a protein of 446 amino acids. The transcript is spliced from 9 exons. NCBI's taxonomy places the organism in Eukaryota, Viridiplantae, Streptophyta, Magnoliopsida, Poales, Poaceae. Gene Ontology annotation, cellular component: checkpoint clamp complex. Gene Ontology annotation, biological process: DNA replication checkpoint signaling; DNA repair; mitotic intra-S DNA damage checkpoint signaling.
CCUGAGAACGAAACGCGGCGGCGGAGGCGGCGGGGCCGGCGAUGGAGCUGUCUAUGAGCGGCGGCGCGCUGAGGACGUUCACGCGGUGCGUGACCUGCCUCGCGCGCGUCGGCUCCGACCUCGUCCUCCAGGGCCACCCCGCCAAGCUGGAGCUGCACACGCUCAAUAGCUCGCGGUCGGCGUUCGCUUCCAUUUCCCUGGCGCGGGACUUCUUCGACGAGUUCCGCCUCUCCUCCGCCGCCGCCGCCUCGGCGCCAUCUUCGACGCCAGUACAGUGCAGCGUCCUCCUCAAGUCCGUCCUCUCCGUGCUCCGCACGCCGACCCCGGCGCUCGACCGCAUCGCCGCCUCCCUCCCCCACCCCGACGCGCCCAAGCUGCAGCUGACCCUCCACUGCCUCAACGGUGUGAAGAAGACGUACUGGAUCUCGUGCAGCGCGGAGACCGAGGUGCAGACGCUGGCGCUCGACCGCAGCAACUUCUCGAGCCGCCUCGCCAUCCGGCCGCGGGACCUCGCUCGCCUGCUCUCCAAUUUCCAGUCCUCGCUGCAGGAGCUCACGGUUAUUGCCACCGAUCCUGCUGCUGGGCUUUCUAAUGUCGGCGUGGAUGGUGAGGUUGAGGGAAAGGCUGUCGAGCUCAGAAGCUACAUCGACCCGACGAAAGAUGACUGCGAUACAAGGUUGCACACACAACUUUGGAUUGACCCAGCAGAAGAGUUUGUGGAGUACGUGCAUUCUGGUGACCCAGUGGAUGUCACAUUCGGGGUGAAAGAACUCAAGGCUUUCUUAACAUUUUGUGAAGGAUGUGAAGUUGAGAUCCUCCUAUUCUUUCAGAAGGCUGGCGAGCCUGUUCUUUUGGUACCGAAAUUUGGGGUUGACGAUGGAUCAAGUUCUGAUUUUGAUGCAACACUAGUUCUUGCCACUAUGCUUGUAUCCCAGCUUACUGAUAGCGAUGUUGCCCAACAACCAGCUACUUCUGCACAGCAAGCAGAAGAACCAAGGGAUGCGUCUACACCACGACCAGUCCCUGAAAAUGUCUCAAACCAUACUAAAAUAUGGUCGGAGCUAUCAGGUAGUGCUCCCAAAAGUUUUGAAGUUAACAGAGAAAAACACACCCAGAUGGAGAGAAAUGCCAAUGCUAAUGCAUUGAAUGACACUUCAAUGCUGCAUAGUGUAAAUGCUCGCUGCAAGCCACCUGUCGCAGAUAAUGCAAAUGAUACAGUGCAGCCUAUGCAAAUGGAUCACCUGGAAGAGCCUCCUGAUGUUGUCAGUGAUAACCCGCGCUCACAGCAUCACCCAAGCAAUUGGGUAGGUGCUGAUGAAGAUGACGACGACGAUGAUGAGGAGGAGCUUUUUGUCCAAACAACACCAUACUACAUGGACUAGGCCCUACGGACCGAUACGGAUUCUUAUAAUUUAGGUACAUAUCAACCAGAUGCAUACAGAAUGGCUAAAAAUUAGUUUACUCCUUACUCUUAGUUCUUUUGGGUCUGAAGUUAACAGCAUAUGGUAAUUUUCUUAACCCAGUAAGGCAGUGACAUGUUUGUAUUCAUGGCUAUUGCGUUUUCACCUAAUGUAGAGAAUUUUUUUUACGGCAUGAUGUGAGUUGUUCUAUGAUGCACAAGUGGCCUGUUGCACAAUCAUUAUUUUGUUUGUGAGGAAAGCAAGUGUGUUUAAAUCUAGAUGAGCUUCAUAGUCACCUGUUUCUAAAUAACUUUUCUACACUCCCCAAUGUUUUUGGGGG